AAUUCUUGGAACACUCACAUGUGUUUUAGAUGUUGACCUUUUCUCCAUCCUCCUGUAUGGGUUUUUGUAGAUGUAGAAGGUGAAAGUGCAUGUUAAAGUUACAUAUAUGGCUCUGAAUAAAAUACAGACGUAUCAUGGGAGUUUGUUCAGGUGUCUCCAGGAAGUGAUAUCUCGGAGAUGUUUACUUGCUGUGUCCUCGUUUCACACCACAACCACCCAGUCAAGCUCCAACAGAUCCUCUGUGGUUCGCUGUAGCAGACAGAAAUAUGAGCGAAUGUACCCGGUCUUGCUCAUUCGUCCAGACGGCUCCACCAUUAAUAUCAGAUACAAAGAACCUCGGAGAAUUAUAAUGAUGCCUGUGGACAUUACAACUCUGUCAGAGGAGGAGAGAAAGGCCAGGAUGCGAAAGAGGGAUCCAAAGAAGGGAGUGGCCAAACGAAAGGAUGAUGAAUUUGAGGAUGACUUUAAACUGGAGGACUACAGCAAGUUCUGGAAGAAAACAUGAACAGAUUGGCGUAUUUUAUUCAGCAUAUUUAUGCAGUUUCACAUGUAUAGAGCUUGUGCUGUUGUUGUGUUUUUUGUUUAUCAUCAAAUCAUUAAAAAUUCUUAAAACUGCAGAAA
Neoarius graeffei (lesser salmon catfish) is the source of this 621-nucleotide messenger RNA. It is a transcript of the gene mrpl55, whose product is annotated as mitochondrial ribosomal protein L55. Gene Ontology annotation, molecular function: structural constituent of ribosome. The record is from RefSeq and is a predicted model, not a curated record. Gene Ontology annotation, biological process: translation. NCBI's taxonomy places the organism in Eukaryota, Metazoa, Chordata, Actinopteri, Siluriformes, Ariidae. The coding region runs from base 107 to 505 and encodes 132 amino acids. The transcript is spliced from 3 exons. Gene Ontology annotation, cellular component: mitochondrial large ribosomal subunit.